AUGGGUGUUGGGGCUCACUGGAGAGCCGCGGGCCGCCCCACAGUCACAGCGCGCAGAGCAGAGUGGCGCACAGGUUCCUCCCGCCGACAGAUAUGUUGGGAGCGUGUUCUCAGACGGAGCUACUCCUCUCUGUGGGGGGCUAGUUUCGGGUUUCUGUUCCUCCUGGGGGUCUGCUUCAUCUACCUGCCGGACCCGUCUGCUUCUCCCCCUGAAGAGGACAGGGUGACGCUCCUGAUUUGGAACCAUCCGUUCGGUCAGUAUCGCGAACUACCGGACUGCUGGGAGCUCUUUCAGAUUGACCGGUGCACGCUCACGGACGAUGAGCGUGAGUACCCCAAUGCAGACGCCGUGAUCAUCCACCACCGGGAGAUCGCCACCCGUAGGGUCGAUCUGCCACCCGAGCCGCGGCCCCGUGCGCAAAAGUGGAUCUGGCUGAACUACGAGUCGCCCUCGCACACACCCAGACUGUGGCUUUUAGAGGGAGUUUUCAACCUCACUAUGAGCUACCGGACAGACUCGGACAUCUUUCUGCCCUACGGUUACCUGGUUCCCCGUGAGCGCGCAGACACGGGUCUCCAGAGCCGUUUUACGCACCAACUCCGUGGACCCUCCCACUCAGACUUCCGCCGGCCCCGCCUCGUGGCCUGGGUUGUCAGCAACUGGUCGGAGUCACAAGCACGCGUGUCCCUCUACUACGAGCUUCAGAAGUUCAUCCGCAUCGAUGUGUUUGGAAGCGCUGGUCGGACGCUUGCGAAGGGCUGCGACAACGUGGUGCAGCUGCUCCGACGGUACUUUUUCUAUCUGGCGCUGGAGAACUCGCUGCACACUGACUACAUCACGGAGAAGCUGUGGAACGCAGUGCUGGCCGGUGCCGUGCCGGUGGUCCUGGGACCGCCCAGGAAGAGCUACGAGCGUUUCUUGCCCCCGGAAGCCUUUAUCCACGUGGACGACUUCGCCACAGUGCAGGAGCUGUCCCGUUACCUGCUGAUGCUGAGGAACAACCCGGCCCGGCUGAGGCGGCACCUGGACUGGAGGGGGCGCUAUAGCGUGCACCUGCCGGUGUUCUGGGGGGAACACUUCUGUACUGCCUGCAAGGCGGUGAGGAAGAGCAGAGACAGGACUGACGGGGUUAAAGACCUGGCUCUGUGGUUUCACUCGUGAGAAGACUCUACUGUGACCCGUUUGACCUGAAGGAAAGUCUGAGAGAGAAGACACACUCCUCUCUGUCCAUCUGCUGCUUUCAAAGUUUACAAAUGAAACCUAUUUAUACUUGGAAGACAUUUGAUUGUAUUUAAUUUAUGUGCCUUUGAUUAUGCUGUGAUAACUGAAAUGAAAUGAAGGACAUUGACUUUCUCUGAGUGAGUCUGUUUUUAUAUGUGUUGUCUUUUACACCCAUGCAAAUAUAUUUCUUUCAAAUCCA
This is a messenger RNA of Stegastes partitus (bicolor damselfish), 1420 nucleotides long. RefSeq names its product alpha-(1,3)-fucosyltransferase 4-like. Gene Ontology annotation, molecular function: alpha-(1->3)-fucosyltransferase activity. The coding region runs from base 1 to 1161 and encodes 386 amino acids. NCBI's taxonomy places the organism in Eukaryota, Metazoa, Chordata, Actinopteri, Pomacentridae. The transcript has a single exon. The record is from RefSeq and is a predicted model, not a curated record. Gene Ontology annotation, cellular component: membrane.